Molecule: messenger RNA, 1696 nt
Organism: Salvia splendens (bonfire salvia)
Lineage: Eukaryota; Viridiplantae; Streptophyta; Magnoliopsida; Lamiales; Lamiaceae
Product: E3 ubiquitin-protein ligase APD2
Exons: 10
Coding region: 197-1501 (434 amino acids)
Biological process (GO): protein ubiquitination; cell cycle
Cellular component (GO): endosome; plant-type vacuole membrane
Molecular function (GO): ubiquitin protein ligase activity
Source: RefSeq, a predicted model, not a curated record
ACCACCAGUCAAAUGAAAACCAAACGACUUUACUUGAAUAAAUAGAAAAAAAAACAUAUCCAAAUCCAAAAUCCCAGUCUCCAAUAAAUAAACCGAAGCAAAAUUGCAAUUUUGAGAAAUCUCUGCUCCCACGCCGACCUAAAUUUUCAAUUGUCGUCAACAAAAUUACACCCGCGUUUACUGCAAUUCGACAGGGAUGGCAGAGGUGGAGCAGCCGGAGUCGCCGCCGCGGCCGUUUCCCGCGAGGUCACCGGAGUUUCCGCGCGAUCAAUUUCAUGCAGAUCGUUUCUCGCAGAUGUAUAAUGGCACCUCCUCGAUGCAUAAUGGCGCCACCUCUGCUAAUGCAGACGAUCCUAAGUCGUGCUUUAUUGCUUCGACCACAUUCUCGUUUUUUGUAGCCAUAACUAUGGCGUUUGGACUGUAUUCCCCUGAGCAUUUACGUCUUGGACCCAAUGCAUCUAUAUUGAUACAGCCCAACACCUUGUUUGUGGAGUCCAUAGAGGUGGUAGAAGUUGGUGCAGCCAAAAGUUCGAUGUUGUUUGGAUUUUAUGAAGUUCCAGCCCUUGAUGUUAUGGUUACAUGGCAGGAGACUCACAAGAUCUCUCUGCCUUCCAAUACCCACAAGGAAUGGGUGCAUUAUUUGAAUGGAGGAUCUCAAAUUAAUGUAUCUUAUAGUGUUACCUCAUGGGGCUUCUCUUCUAUAGGUCUUGUGAUUGCUCAAGGGAAUGCUGAGCUUGCUGAGUGGCUUAAAGACCCAUCAUAUCCAAAUACAACCUUUUCAUGGAAUAUAAUUCAUGUUAUUGUUGCAGAAAAUGGCUCAAUUCAGAAGGAUAUCUUGAAAUCUUCAGCAUAUUACACUGGAGUUGGUAACUUGAAUCCUGAAAUUUCCUUGGUUGAUUUAAAUAUGUCAAUAAAGGCAUCUAUGUACGACACGACAAAACCAUAUUACAAGUGUAGACCUGCAGAUGGUAAAUGCACUUUCCCACUGUUUUUCAUGGGUGCAAAUGCAGUUGUUCUUACAUCUCCUGGUCAAGUUCCUGGUAUUGUCAAUGGUAAUUGUUAUGUCAAAAUUUCAUAUGGACCUCGCUGGAUUGCAUAUGUCGUGGUAGCAGGUGGGUUGAUUCUUCUAAUGCUACUCUUCAACUACUUCACGAACCACCUCCGGCGCACCGAGCAAGAUAUGCCAAGCAAUCCGCCUGUUGGCAUUGGAUCUGAGAGAAACCCUUUGCUUUUGCAAAAAGAUGAUGACACCUCUGCCUCAGAGGGUGGAGAUCAUGAAGGUGAUGCACAAGCUGGUGUUGAAGCAAACCCGGUCAAAGGUGAUGAAGAUUGCGGCCAUACUUGUGCUAUUUGCUUUGAAGCUCCCAAGGAUAGUUUCUUUAUUCCAUGCGGACACUGUGUAGCUUGUUUUGGAUGUGCAAAUAGAAUAGUGGAAACUUCAGCAACCUGCCCUAUUUGCCGGGGGAAGACCAAAAAGGCGAAAAAGAUAUACACUGUUUGAACAGUGCUGGAGCCUCUGUUGUGCUUAUACACUACAUUAGGGUUAGUAUCUGUAUAGUAUCAGACCUUAAGUAGAAAACCAGUGACUUUUACACCCUUUUCCUUUUUGUUUCAUUAUGAUGUAUUAUUUAUCUGGAGGAAGUGUGUACAUGAACAAACACUUUUCAACCAUCAGUAAAUAUGAAGGUUUGAAUCU